GCGCGAUGCACGUGCUUAUGAUAUAGUAAUGUUUCAUUCACCCUCUGUUGAUCACACUCUAAUAAUAGAACAUUCCAAAAAUCAGACGAUAUUAAUAUUAAAAAAUCAGACAAUAAAAUAUUUAAAAAAAUCGAAACACGAGAGUUCACACUGUAUCUAUAGCUACUUGUAAUUUAUUGCAGUUUAGGAGUAAAAGUGACUCUCUGUGAAAUCAUGACUCAAAGAUCGAAUUCUGUAGACAUUCAGGAUCUACAAGAUAUACAAACACCCUUUGGAAUACCAUUAUCAGGAAUCUAUAAAAGGAGUUUUGCCUAUAUAACAAUUAAAGAUAGAUUACCAGUAAUUUUAACUAAAAUAAUUGAUACUCUGAGUCGAAACAAGGAAGAUAUUGCUGAGAAAUAUGGAGAGAAUGCAGUAGAAGAAGUUAAACAAAUAACGGGAUUUAUCAGUAAAUUAAAGAAUGAAAUAGGAACAAAUAAAACUUUAAAACCUCUGCGAUUACUAUCUGAUAGUAAAGACAACGAUGCUGAAGAAUGGAAUAAAUAUUUAAUAAAAAGAACUGAGAUAGAGGGAGGAACACCAACAUGGUUCAAUACUGCUUGGCUAUAUUGUGAAUGUUAUAUGUACCGGGCACUUGCACAAGAAUUUGCCCUGUUGAAAUUUAUGAAAGAUUAUGAUCCUUUCGAACAGCAGAAGCAAAGCGCAUUUAUAAAUUCACUAAGUAGCAUAGAAGUACUUUCUGCUUAUACUAUAAACCUCAUACAUAAAGUAAAAAAUCUGUCAGUAGCUGAAACCAAAGAAGAACUUUUUAAAUUUCUUAAAUCUAAUCUCUGGGGUAACAAAUGUGAUUUAUCAUUAAGUGCAGGAGCAGAAGUUAGUCAGAAUAGUAAUCCUAUAGAAGUGUUAAAAUCAUUGGAUAAAAAUAUUCUUGUAAAUAAUUUAGAUUUUGUUUGGAAUUUGCUACAAAAGAAAAACAAUAUAAUACUUGAUAAUGCAGGAUAUGAACUUUUUACUGAUUUAUGCCUAGCUGCAUUCUUAAUUGCAACUAAACUUGCUGAAAAAAUCAGGUUUUAUGUAAAACAUUAUCCAUGGUAUGUUAGUGAUACAACAACAAAUGAUUUUAACUGGACUCUAACAUACAUGCAAAAUUCACCAAAUGAAAGUAUACAAGAAUUAGCUAAUUACUUGAAAAAUAAUGUAUGGACUAUUGAGGAAGAACUAUAUUGGACAAGUCCUUAUGACCUUGCAGAAAUGAAAGAACAUGACCCAACAUUAUAUGCAAAAUUAUCAGAAGCUAAAUUAGCAAUAUUCAAAGGUGAUCUAAACUAUAGAAAAUUAUUGGGUGAUAUAAAUUGGGAAUACACAACAGAAUUUAAACAAUCAUUAAGAGGAUUUCAUCCUACACAUAUUUUAAGUUUGAGAACAGUAAAAUCUGAUGUUUGUGUUGGUCUAAUACCCGGUAUAGCAGAAGAAUUAUUCAAAAAAGAUGAGAAUUGGAUGUUUACAGGAGAAUACGGACUUAUCCAAACUACAAUAGCUGGAACUUGUCAAUGUUCUAGUAAAAUAUCUUAAAAUUCUAUGAACCAUCAGGUAUUAGGAACAUUGAAUUAUAAACAAAUUUCAAUGUGUUGCAUAUAUUUUGUAUUAAAUGUGUACUAUUCACAAUUCUAUUGCAUUUCAACUACUGUAUAUUCAAUGUACAUAAUUGAUUGUACAUAUAUGUGUAUAAUUUAUUAAUUUAUAUCUACAAAUGUUACAUAUACAAUCCAAUUAUUACAGUAAUUAAUGACUUUAUAUAUGAUUAUUUAAAUUGUAAAGUGUAUGAUUUAAACUAUGAAAAUAAUUAUCAAAAGCUAUUUUAUAAUUAUAUCUCAGUAAUUGCCUUUCUGAAUUUCUAUAUACAUAUAUAUACAUUUUGUACUAUAAUAUUAUAGUUUUUUAAUUAAAAUUUUCAUACCACAAACUAUUCUAAAACAAAUAUUCUAAUUAUAAAUAAAAAACUGUACACACAUAAAUACAAAACAUAAAAUUUUAUAAAUUCUAUUGCAAAAAUUUAAUCACGUCUUUUUUAUUCGAAAUUAAAAUUCCUCAAAAUCUAUAUAAACAAUGAUCAUGAGUUUUUAUAUCUUCUCUUAUAAUGUGUAAUACUUAAAUUUGUGUAAUACUUUUAUAUUUUUUCUUAUAAUGUGUAAUACUUAAAUAAUAAAUUAUUACAUUAUCAUUGUGUGCAUGUGUGUGUGUGUGUGUAUGUGUUUAUUAUUUUCUAAUGAUAAUACACAAUUAACAUGCAUCAAAUGCAUGUUUUAAUAUAUUAAUUUGUAUUGUAAAUUCAUGUUAAUGCAAUUUACUAUUUACUAUUUAUUAAAAUCAAAUAAAAAUUAUAAUAACAAUUUUAAAAUAACAAUUUUGAUAAAAGAACACUAAAUAGAAAACACAAAAUAGAAAAUACGCAUUCUUUGCCAAAUUUAAUUUACUUCAAAAUUUCAAUAAGUACAUAACAAAAUGAGUAAUCAAUGUUGAAAAUGUUUCAAUUUCGUGAAUCAAUGUGAAAGUGUAUCAAUUUUGAAAAUAUAUAAUUUUUACAAUCAUGUAAUAUGUAUUUAGAAAUGCAAAUUAUUAAGAAAAGAUAUUAUUCAUAAGUAUAUUCAUAUGUAUGAAGAAAAAAAAUAAUUGGUCAAAGAUAUUGAGAUAAUUCUCACAGAAUAUCAACAUACAUACCCAUAACAUUAUAUUAUAGCAACUAAUAUAAAAUAUCAGUAAUUAAAAUAAAUAUAUUAUUAUUAAUUAGUAUAUUAUUAAUCAUAUAUAAUUUAAUGAUGAAAAUCACGAAUCAAUUGUAAUAUAUGUGUUCUUAUAAUUAAAGAAUUAUUUUAAGUUCAUAUAUUUUCUCUGUCCUAAAUUAGUUGUUACAUUUGUAUGUUUUAUGUACCAAAUAUGAUGACUAAUUUGGGUCGGAGGGAGUAUAAAAUAUGAAAUAUACUACGAAGUAUACUAUGAAAAUUUGAAAUGUUUCACAAGAAAAUUCUAUGUUUUACAAAAAAAGUACAAAUUUAAAACAUAAAAAACUCAAAUUUAAAACAUAAACAUAGAAUUAUAAAUAUCAGAUUUAGAAUGUUUAGUGAAUGAUAUAUAAAUUUGUAUAUAGUACCACAUCCUAAAAGAAUUUCUGAACAUUCUACCAAGUGGCAGUAGAACUCUUAGUAAUUAUAAUAAAUAUUUUAAUUUGUAUUUACACGUCAAUAUAUAAUAUUCAUAAAUUAAAUUUUGAGUUUAUAGAAGCAUUAGUAUAGAUAUUGUUGUAAAUGCUACAAAUGUUUAAUAUUUAUAAAAUGAGCUUGUCCAGCAAGUUCCUUCUUAAAUUAUCUUUUUAAGCGAAUUUUUUUAAUAAUAUGCAAAUAUAAAAUUAUGAUAUUUAUUGACCAUUUGUUGUAUUACAAGAAAUUUAACAAUAGCUCAUACUUCUUAAAUCUCUUUCAGUAAAUAUUUUUUAUUUGGGAUGCAGUAUAAUAGUAUUCCAAUAUUGCAAUAACAUAAUAAAGGAAUCUAUAUUUAUAACUUUAUGAUACUAAGGCAGCGAUAUUAAGAGAUUUUAGAAUAUCUAUUUUUUGUAGCUCUUGUUUAUUAUUUUUGAGAUUUAUGUGUCCAUAUAUAUUAUAAAUAUAUAUAGACAAAAAUAAAUUUACUGUUCUAUAAUACAUGUUAUUUAAACACAUAAUUUUAUGUUAUAUAAACUUAUAUAGGGAACUCCUCAACAUUAUGAACAAUCAAAAUAUUUUUAG
Messenger RNA from Heterotrigona itama, 3779 nucleotides. NCBI's taxonomy places the organism in Eukaryota, Metazoa, Arthropoda, Insecta, Hymenoptera, Apidae. The record is from the annotation of a GenBank genome assembly.